AUGGCGCAGCUGCUGGCCCACUUGCACCUCUACCUGAUUGCUUGGAAAUUCUCUACGGGUCAAAAAGCUCGUGUUCCCGCGGGCAUUGAGCGUCUGAUGGAGACGCUUUGUCUUGGAUAUUACCACUACAACAGCCGCAAGACCAGCCUCGACUACGGAAAGGAGGAGCUAGACAACGUGGAUCACCCCGGGAGAGGCGAUUCUAGGGAAAUACCGGUUUGGCAGCAGGUAUUCAGAUCGGCUCUGAUUCUUCAUGGGCGCGAGAUGAUUAAUAAUGCCGUUGAGACUGAUUGGGGCGUAUUCUACGAGGACGGGAGCAAAGAGGGUGAAAAGCGAUUGGUCCAGCGCAUGAUAGGCACCGGCGUCCGGUGUAUUCAGCUUGCCGGGGCGUCGAUUAAUGGCUUUAUCCAAAAGGAGCAUUUCGAGGAUGUGUGCCGGAGCAGGGAGGCCGCGGUGAUAUCUGCAUUGUUUCUGAAGCGGGAUAGAUUAUUCACGAAGGAUGAUGGGGCCUGA
Messenger RNA from Coccidioides posadasii C735 delta SOWgp, 513 nucleotides. RefSeq lists its product as uncharacterized. Lineage: Eukaryota; Fungi; Ascomycota; Eurotiomycetes; Onygenales; Onygenaceae. The record is from RefSeq and is a predicted model, not a curated record.